This is a messenger RNA of Dunckerocampus dactyliophorus (ringed pipefish), 3481 nucleotides long. It is a transcript of the gene smtnl1, whose product is annotated as smoothelin-like 1. NCBI's taxonomy places the organism in Eukaryota, Metazoa, Chordata, Actinopteri, Syngnathiformes, Syngnathidae. Gene Ontology annotation, cellular component: microtubule organizing center; filamentous actin. Bases 252 to 2216 code for a protein of 654 amino acids. Gene Ontology annotation, biological process: actin cytoskeleton organization. Gene Ontology annotation, molecular function: protein binding. The transcript has 5 exons. The record is from RefSeq and is a predicted model, not a curated record.
UUGGACUGCGCCUAUGUCACUGAGACUCUAUUUUGGGGAUAUGUGUUGUUAGAAAGGUCAGAUAAAGAAGCAAAGGCAUCCUCGCAAAGCAGAGAGGGUGUCGGGUAAAAGUAGCAGAGAGUGGAUAUCCACACUCCACGUACACUCACAUCACACACAACAAACAGAGAGACAAGACAGCACUCGACAUUGUUACUUCUAGAAAAACGAAGGUCUGAGAGAGCGCUGUUCGCAAGGAUUGGAUCAGCAUCAUGGAUGGAGACGCAGUCGACCAGGAGACAUCUUUAAAGAGGACGGACACAAGCAACAUCCAUAAGACAGAUGAACCACAGCUUGUGGAGAGUACAGACCCAGGAGGCGGGACUCCAGAGGGGGACACACUGGAAGGUCGGCGGGUAAUGGCCGGGGGGGCAAAGGGUAUCGUGGCACAAGUGGGAGGUGAGGAACCAAAGACAGCUGCUUCAAAGUCAACUGAAGGUGACGCCGAAGACGAAGGACAAGAUAAGGACAAAGCAUCUGCUCGUGUUGACAGGGCGGGUCCAGGAGAGAAACAGGGUGAAGCAGAGAGGGGGCGGGGUAAGCAUGAAGGGCAGGUGGACGACAUCAAAAUUAGAGACUCUCUCAAAGAUGGAGAUGAGAUGACGAGUGAGAAAGCGGAGGAAAAGGUCAAUGGUGAAAAAGGUGUGGAUAAGGUGAACGAGAAAAAAGGUGUUGAUGACACAGUGAAUGAGGAAAAGGCUGGUGACACAGUGAAUGAGGAAAAGGCUGGUGACACAGUGAAUGAGGAAAAAGGUGUUGAUAAUGCGAAAGAGGAAAAGGCUGGUGACACAGUGAAUGAGGAAAAAGGUGUUGAUGACACAGUGAAAGAGGAAAAGGCUGGUGACACAGUGAAAGAGAAAAAAGAUGUUGAUGACACAGUGAAAGAGGAAAAAGGUGUUGAUGACACAGUGAAAGAGGAAAAGGCUGGUGACACAGUGAAAGAGAAAAAAGAUGUUGAUGACACAGUGAAAGAGGAAAAAGGUGUUGAUGACACAGUGAAUGAGGAAAAGGGUGGUGACACAGUGAAUGAGGAAAAAGGUGUUGAUGACACAGUGAAAGAGGAAAAGGCUGGUGACACAGUGAAUGAGGAAAAAGAUGUUGAUGACACAGUGAAAGAGGAAAAAGGUGUUGAUGACACAGUGAAAGAGGAAAAGGCUGGUGACACAGUGAAUGAGGAAAAGGGUGUUGAUGACACAGUGAAAGAGGAAAAGGCUGGUGACACAGUGAAUGAGGAAAAGGGUGUUGAUGACACAGUGAAAGAGGAAAAGGCUGGUGACACAGUGAAUGAGGAAAAGGGUGUUGAUGACACAGUGAAAGAGGAAAAGGGUGCCGAUAAGGUGAAUAAGGAAGACGGCAUUGAUAGUGAGCCAGAAAAGCAGGAGAAGAAAAAACAAGUCAAAGAAGCAGAAACAAAAGAUGAAGAAAAAUUAAAAGAGGCGGAAAAGCCAGGGAAGCCCAAAAGAGCCCCAAAAGCCACACCUCAAGCUGUGUCCCGUCCAAGACUCUCAGGUCGCUCUGGCAGGGCGUCCAACAAGAGAGACAUCAUCGCUAAGUUCCAGCAAGGCGCACCAGUGACGCCCACACCACGCAACUUCAAAAUUCAAAAGUCAUCAACAGCUUCGGCCACGGGGGCUUCCAUCAAACAGAGGAUGCUUCAGUGGUGCCGCAGCAAAACUCGCAACUACCAGGGUGUCAACAUAGAAAACUUCUCAUCAUCUUGGUGUGACGGGAUGGCUUUCUGCGCAUUAAUGCACCGCUACUUCCCUGAUGCUUUCGACUACAGCGCCUUGAAACCCACAGAGCGGGAGAAAAACUUCACACUGGCCUUCCAGACUGCAGAGUCCUUGGCUGACUGCUACCCCCUGCUGGAAGUUCCCGACAUGCUCAUGAUGGGCAACAACCCAGACCCAAUGUGUGUGUUCACCUAUGUCCAAUCCCUGUGCCACAGCCUCUCCAAGAUCGAAAAAGAGAGGAAGGAAAAAGAGGAGAAAGCAGGUGAAGACAGCAAAGGGCAAGGAGAGAACGCUGCCAAGGAAGAUGAGAGCGAGACGCUGAGUGGUAAAGAGGAGACAGGAAGUGGUAUCUCUGAGGCCGAAAUAGCUGCAGAGGAGGAAGAGGCACCAAACAGCUGUGAGAUGGAGGAAGAUGGAGGAGUGUUAGUCGAAGCAGAGUCCUAAGGAAGGAAUGACCAAAGAAGAGUUUGUUCAUGGGUGCACUGAUUUGAGAGCAUCUUCGUUUGUUGUUGGUUUGCUUAAAAGGCACCAUGACUUCUUUUUACAUAUGCAGUCGUCCCUCGCCACUUUCAACAUUGCUCCCUCACUCUAUCAUGGUUUUUCACAAAUUCAUUCAUUAAUAAAUGGCUUACUGUGGCCUAUUAUUACUCAAAAAUAUUAAAAGAAGUCGUAUGCCGUAUUCUGAUCACUAGGGUGUUAGUAAUGUUACAUUGAUGAGACAUUACAUUACGUUACCUUAACACUGCAUGAAUUCAGCCGUGGCACGUCUGACAUGUUGGAGUGGGAAAAAAAGUUCUCCUCCCAUUCUGUGUGGAAGUGGUACGUUUUUGGCUUCUUACUUUGUCCUUCUUCCCCAGUCCGUUUGAAAAUCUUUCUUAAGUUUAGAAUAUAUAAGUUGGAGACUAACCAGUUAGCUCGUUAGCUUGCUAUGUUUAAUGUAGCGGCGGCCUCUUGUGUCCCUGCAGUGAUUCGUAGCCUGCGCACUAGAGUUGUGAAAGGUGAUGUAAACUAAUAAUAAUAGGAGUGGAAAGGUGACUGUAGUGGUGUUAUUUCAUGUCUACAGGGCUCUAGUAAUAUAUAUAAUUUUUUUAAAACACGCGUUUAGAAUGUCAUAAACAGGGUUUUAUGUUCUAACUACGAAAAUAUUACAUUUGAUAAUAUUACAUAAUAUUGGUUCUGGAACCAAUUAACUGUGACAAACGCGGGACGACCGUACACUACUGUGUUGGUACUAUGCACAUCCACUUGUUUGAUUCUUAAUUCUUGUGUACUCUGAAAAAAGAUUACAUUUUUCCUCCCUUUUCAGAACAAUUUAAAAAUGGGGGAAUGGACAGAAAAAGGAGAUUACAAUUAAGGUUGUGUGAUGAAUUCAAGAUUGUAUAGUAUAUAUAUCCCAGUGGCUGUUCCCUGGCUGGAUGUUAUCACUAACACAUUAGGGUGAUUAGAAUCUCUUACAACUAGUUAUCUUUUGAAGAAAACUAUGUACUGUAACAUGAUCGCGACUAUAUACAGUCGAUCAGAAGUAUUUCAUAUGUAUAUCAGCAAGCAAUGUACAGUUGCACUCCACAUUAUUCAAGCCAAAAAGGACUUGAAUGAAUUUGUAAUAUUAGAUGAGUCGCACUAUUUCAAUUGUUUUGUUGGUUUGUUGCACACUCCUGCGAGUUUAUGAAUAUUUCAGUAAACACAAGUUAAAAUGAUGGUUGGAUCAU